Trematosphaeria pertusa is the source of this 848-nucleotide messenger RNA. RefSeq lists its product as uncharacterized. Bases 315 to 767 code for a protein of 150 amino acids. The record is from RefSeq and is a predicted model, not a curated record. NCBI's taxonomy places the organism in Eukaryota, Fungi, Ascomycota, Dothideomycetes, Pleosporales, Trematosphaeriaceae. The transcript has a single exon.
CGACAUGGUGCGGCUCUGCGAGAAAUCGCGUCACCCCAUUCGGCGUCUCCAUCACACUUCACAUGCCAGACCACCAACUUGGGACGGGAUACUUGCGGCACGCCCUCAAGCGCCUUUGUUCAUUCAUCAUCACGAAACCCCAGCGUCUGCCUCACCAGCUCAGGCAUCGAUCCAUUGGCUCUCCGCGCUGCAAACGACGUCUGUCCACAUGAAUUUGGGGAUGCGGGGUUGGCGCUACGGCGGCCAAGUCGUUUACGCGACCCUUAUCACGGAACCGCCGACCGCUCUUGUACGCAGAGCUUGGGGCUCUUUGUAUGGCGAUCUGUCGGUGUGAAGAUUGCUUGAUGCGGGUCCACCGUCCCGUGGCUUUUGGAUUUGUCACUCGUCAACAUCGGCUACGUGUAUGCUCCCGAGUAUGCGCUGGCGGUCAAGUGAGUACGACAGACGGUGUUUGGACGAGGCUUCGUGGCCGUGACGGAGAAUGUUUCCGUCCUCUUGAGGUCUUUCGUGGAGCAGGGCUGCAUGAACCUGCGUCGACGUGCACCGGCAAGGUGCGGCUUUGGACUGUGGUCUCCUUUGGCAACAAUAUCCCCUUUCGGACAUCCAACAAGAAUGCAUGCUCACAUACAGGGAGAACUUCCUGUCCUAGACGUUGUACAGCGCUUCGAGAGGUAGGGCUAUUCCGACUUAUCGAGACUCACCACCCGUACUACCCUUUUACGCCGUGGCUAGCUUCGCUGCGUAAGACGACGGAGAUGGUGGCAUGACUACUUUCCUCAGCAGUCACGACUUACUCACAACCGCGAGACGUAUACAAGAACGACGAACUCUACCAGAAAAGCAGAAUG